Otolemur garnettii (small-eared galago) is the source of this 936-nucleotide messenger RNA. RefSeq names its product olfactory receptor 6C2-like. The coding region runs from base 1 to 936 and encodes 311 amino acids. Gene Ontology annotation, cellular component: membrane. The record is from RefSeq and is a predicted model, not a curated record. The transcript has a single exon. Gene Ontology annotation, molecular function: G protein-coupled receptor activity; olfactory receptor activity. NCBI's taxonomy places the organism in Eukaryota, Metazoa, Chordata, Mammalia, Primates, Galagidae. Gene Ontology annotation, biological process: G protein-coupled receptor signaling pathway.
AUGAGAAACCAUACAAUAACAACGUUUAUCCUGCUGGGACUGACCAAUGAUCCACAACUAAAGCUUGUGAUUUUCAUCUUUUUGCUUCUCACCUACAUGUUGAGUGUAACUGGGAACCUGACAAUCAUCUUCCUCACGUUCAUGGAUUCACACCUCAAAACUGCUAUGUACUUCUUCCUACAAAAUUUCUCCUUCUUAGAAAUCUCAUUUACAUCUGCUUGUAUUCCCAGAUACUUGUACAACAUAUCAACGGGUGACAAGACCAUUACAUACAACAAUUGUGCCAUUCAAAUUUUUUUUACUGAUCUUCUUGGUGUAACAGAAUUUUUUCUCCUUGCCACCAUGUCCUAUGACCGAUAUGUAGCCAUCUGCAAACCCCUGCAUUACGUGACCAUCAUGAACAACCAGGUCUGUAGAAAAUUAAUUCUUUGUUGCUGGACAGCUGGUUUGCUGAUCAUUCUCCCACCACUUAGCCUUGGCCUGAAUCUGGAAUUCUGUGACUCUAAUGUUAUUGACCAUUUUGUCUGUGAUGCUUCCCCCCUGCUAAAGAUCUCAUGCUCAGAAACGUGGCUCAUAGAGCAGAUGGUCAUAGUCUGUGCUGUACUGACCUUUAUCAUGACCCUAGUUUGUGUAGUUUUAUCCUACAUAUACAUCAUUAAGACCAUUCUACUAUUCCCUUCUGCUCAACAAAGGAAAAAGGCAUUUUCUACCUGUUCUUCCCACAUGAUUGUGGUCUCCAUCACCUAUGGAAGCUGUAUCUUCAUCUAUGUUAAGCCUUCAGCAAAGGAAUCAGUGGCUAUUAACAAGGGUGUGACAGUCCUCACUACUUCCAUUGCCCCAAUGCUGAAUCCUUUUAUUUAUACCUUGAGAAACAAGCAAGUAAAACAAGCCUUCAAUGAUUCAAUCAAAAAAAUUUCAUUGCUUCUAAAGAAGUAA